This is a messenger RNA of Nannospalax galili (Upper Galilee mountains blind mole rat), 812 nucleotides long. RefSeq names its product keratin-associated protein 5-2-like. Bases 1 to 792 code for a protein of 263 amino acids. NCBI's taxonomy places the organism in Eukaryota, Metazoa, Chordata, Mammalia, Rodentia, Spalacidae. The transcript has 2 exons. The record is from RefSeq and is a predicted model, not a curated record.
AUGCAAUUUCCCUGGGGAAAGUACAAAAAUAGACAUAAGGAAGAGGCCUGGGCCCUAAUAGGCACCCUGGACAGGGCUAUAAAGGCCCCGGGCUCAGGAGACUCCACACCACACACCUCCCUCUCCACCUGCUCCUCUGACCUACUCCAUCCUCAACCAACCACCAGAACCAUGACCUGCGGUGGCUGUUCCGGAGGCUGUGGCUCCAGCUGCUGUGUGCCCGUGUGCUGCUGCAAGCCCGUGUGCUGCUGUGUGCCCGCCUGCUCCUGCUCCAGCUGUGGGGGCGCUAAGGGAGGCUGUGGCUCCUGUGGGGGCUGCAAGGGGGGCUGUGCCUCCCGUGGGGGCUGCAAGGGGGGCUGUGCCUCCUGUGGGGGCUGCAAGGGGGGCUGUGCCUCCCGUGGGGGCUGCAAGGGGGGCUGUGCCUCCUGUGGGGGCUGCAAGGGGGGCUGUGCCUCCCGUGGGGGCUGCAAGGGGGGCUGUGCCUCCUGUGGGGGCUGCAAGGGGGGCUGUGCCUCCCGUGGGGGCUGCAAGGGGGGCUGUGCCUCCUGUGGGGGCUGCAAGGGGGGCUGUGCCUCCCGUGGGGGCUGCAAGGGGGGCUGUGCCUCCUGUGGGGGCUGCAAGGGGGGCUGUGCCUCCUGUGGGGGCUGCAAGGGAGACUGUGGCUCCUGCUGUGGGUCUUCCUGCUGCCAGUCCAGCUGUUGUAAGCCCAGCUGCUGUCAAUCCAGCUGCUGCAAACCCUGUUGCUGUCAAUCCAGCUGCUGUGUCCCCGUGUGCUGCCAGUGCAAGAUCUGAGCUCCUGUCACAGUCCUCCA